AUGUUUGGAUCAAGUAAAAAUAAAAAACCAAGUGGUGGUGGUAAUAAUGGUAAACCACCAGUUGAGGAUGAAUAUACAGAUGAACCAAUACCAGAUAUUAAUUUUAAAGAAAUUGAUAAAUUAUUAAAUACAGAAAUCAAUGAAGAUGAUGUUGAAUUGACAGAUGCAGAUUUAGAGGAUCCUGAAUUAUUAUCUCAACUAAGCCAAAUUGAAAGUGGUGAAACUCUAAAGAAACCAGAACCACUUAAAAAACAAUCACUACAACAACAACAAACUACAACCUCAACUAUUACAACCACUAUUAAAACACAAGUUAUACCCAAACCAUUACCAAAACCUGUAAAAACUGAAGAAGAUGAAUUAAAAGAUUUAAUGGAUUUUGAUGAUGAUAAUAAUAAUAAUAGCAAUAAUAAAGAUAGUAAUAAUCAAACUGAUUAUAUUGAUCAUGAAUUAAUUAAAAAAUUAGAAGAAAGAUUAAUUAUUUAUAAAAAAUUAGCAUUAGUGGCGAAACAACAAGAUAAUAAAACAGAAGCAUUACAAUAUAUGAAGGGUGCAAAAGUUAUAUCAGAAGCAUUAGAGAAUUUAAAGGAAGGUUUACCAAUUGAAACUUCAAUUUUACCACCACAUAUUUCAGUAUCACAAUUACAACAAGUACAACAACAAGCACAAGCACAAUUACAACAAAUUCAAACACCAACAAGAUCUCAAACACCAAAUAAUAGAUCACCAACAGCAACACCAUCAUCAAUGGUAUCACCAAAAACUCAAAUUUUAUCUAGAGAAACUAUUGAAGCAGAGGAGAGAAUUCAAACAUGGGAUUUAAUUGAAGAGGAUUUUAGAAGAAAACAUUUGAAACUUACAUCAGAGGCUGUUAGAUUAAGAGAUAUUGAUAAGGUUGCAGCAAUUCAUUUAUUAAAGGAGAGUAAAGGUGUUCAUGCAAUCAUUGACCAAAUACUCGUUAAUCGUGACCAAGGUUUACCACCACCAUCAUUUCAUUUCGAAGAGAAAGUAAACUCCACUGAGAUUUCGUUCCCUGAUAUCAAAGAAAAUGAAUUUGUUAUAAAACUAUCGAAUGGACAAGAAUUACAAAAGGCAUUAUCAACUGAUUUCACCAUCUACGGUGAAUUACCAUACCCAUCACCUGAACAACCAACUAAAUUUCAAACUUCUACAAUCUCCCUCUCUGAUAGUUCAUUUUCAUAUGUAACUAAACUUCAAAUUGAAAGAAAGAAAACACUUCAAAGAUGUUUAGAAAAGAAGAAAAUCUCAUUAGUAUUCUAUUCCUCAAGAAUGUUCUUUAUGAAAUCUGUAGUGGGUAAAUGUGAAAUCAAAUUAUCCGAUCUUUUAAAUAAAUGUGAAAUCAAUGAAAAAGUACCAAUCUUAAAAGAAGGUUCAAAAAAAGAAACUGGUAGCUUUUUAAAUGUAAACAUUAAAAUGAGAACACCAUUAUUAGGUAAAGAAUUAAAAGUUGUUAAAGAAAAAGUUUUAGUUUUAGAUACUCCAAUAACUAUAACUGAAAAAUCAACAACAACAACAACAACAACAACAUCAUCAAAAUCAACAUCAAAUCCAACUCAAGCACCAACUCCUGCUGCAGAAACUUCUAUAACUACCACAACUACAACAAAAACAACAACAGAAACACCAUCAAAGCCUACACCUACACCUACACCAACACCAACACCAACACCAGCAACAACAGUAGAAAAAACUACAACAACAACAGCUGCAACAACAACAACAGCAACAAAAGCUUCAGUAAAAACAGAUGAUGUAACAGAUGAAGAUUUGGAUGAAAUGGUAGAAGAUUUAGAUAGAGUAGUAUCAAAUAAUGUAUUUGAAUGGAUGCAAGAGACAAUCAAUCAACAAAUAGCAACACAAGGAGCAAAACCAGAGUUAUUAGAUAGAAAACAAGCAAUUGAUAUUAAACUCAUGCUUUUGGAAACUAAUGUCUCAACUGGAUUGUUGUCAUUAGAAGAUUAUUUAAAGCAACUUGAAGUAGCUAUUGGAGAGGAUAAAAAAUUAGCAUUACAAUUAUCUACAAAGGGCAGAAAAGAUUUAGCUUUGAAAAUAAUGCAACGUAUGAAGAUUAUGCAAAAGGAAUUAGAUGAAUGUAAUCAACCUGCAGAAGAAUAA
Messenger RNA from Dictyostelium discoideum AX4, 2136 nucleotides. RefSeq lists its product as hypothetical. Gene Ontology annotation, molecular function: DNA-binding transcription repressor activity, RNA polymerase II-specific. The record is from RefSeq and is a predicted model, not a curated record. Bases 1 to 2136 code for a protein of 711 amino acids. The transcript is spliced from 2 exons. Gene Ontology annotation, biological process: negative regulation of transcription by RNA polymerase II. NCBI's taxonomy places the organism in Eukaryota, Evosea, Eumycetozoa, Dictyosteliales, Dictyosteliaceae.